Molecule: messenger RNA, 1952 nt
Organism: Catharus ustulatus (Swainson's thrush)
Lineage: Eukaryota; Metazoa; Chordata; Aves; Passeriformes; Turdidae
Gene: ALKBH2
Product: alkB homolog 2, alpha-ketoglutarate dependent dioxygenase
Biological process (GO): DNA repair
Source: RefSeq, a predicted model, not a curated record
GCGGGGCCUGAUGCGCCGCCAUUCCCCGGCGCGCGUUCCCGUUUCCCGCGGGAUCGCGCCUCCCGCUCCCCCCGUCCCUCCCUCGGGCAUCGCUCCCGGUUCCAGGCUCGCCCAUGGACGCAUUCGUGGUUAAACUGCCCCGCGGGCAGGCGGGGGAUGGCGGCAGCGCUGGGGGGAAGAGGCCGCGGCUGGAGGGGCCCGGCCCGGAGCGGCCGCCGCCGCGGGAGAUCCGCGCCGAGGGGCUCAGCUGUGAUUAUCGCAUCCUCUUCAGCAAGGCUGAGGCGGACGAGAUCUUCCAGGAGCUGGAGAAGGAGGUGGAGUAUUUCGAAGAUGAAAUGACCAAACUGCAAGUGUUUGGCACGUGGCACAAGAUUCCCAGGAAGAAGGUGACCUAUGGAGACCCUGGCUUGUCCUACACUUACUCAGGGGUCACGUUCCACCCUAAGCCGUGGAUCCCGGUGCUGACCCGGAUCCGGGAGCGCGUCACCUCGGAGACAGGGCACACCUUUAACUUCGUCCUCAUCAACAGGUACAAAGAUGGCCUGGAUCACAUCGGGGAGCACCGUGACGACGAGAAGGAGCUGGUUCCGCGCAGCCCCAUCGCCUCCGUGUCCUUCGGCGCCUGCCGCGAUUUCGUGUUCCGGCGCCGGGAGCGCCGCGGGAAGGGAGGGAUGGUGGGCACAGGGAGGAUCACCCUGCAGCUGGCCCACGGCAGCCUGCUCCUCAAACACCCCACCAACCUGCACUGGUACCACAGCCUGCCCCCACGCAGGAGGGUGCUGGCCCCCAGGGUCAACCUCACCUUCAGGAAAGUCCUGCCCAGCGCCAAGCAGGGAGAUGUUCACUCAUCUUUGGGAUCUGCGAAAUGAAGUUUUAGUUCUGCUGUGGUGAUCCAAGGGACUGGAGGAGCAAAUGGACAUGAGAGGUUUGAUAAUUUUGCUGUCAGUGGCAAGGUUUGUUCCCUCUGGGAGAUGUUGCUCUUUCGCUGAUUGCUGCCCUUGUUCUGCUCAGGAAGUUUGUUCUCAGCUGAUCUUUGUCUAAGCAGCGUUCCUAGAAGGUGAAAAUGCUCCACAGCCUGCAGGCAGCAGUUUAUAAAAACACUGGAGCCACAAGCUGUGGUGGUUUAAAGCUGACACUGUGCAGGUGAUACUUUCUGUCAAUGAGCUCUGGUUUGCUUGGGGUUAUUUUAAUUAAAAUAAAGCAAAAAUGAGCCUGACAUGGAGAAGGGAAGUGCUGAGGUGAGCACAGGGACUGUGAUUCCUGUCUCUGCUGUUCCACCUCCUCUGCUCCUGGGGGAGGUUGCUCUCGCAGGAGGAAGCACAAGACUUUUCCUCCAUCAGGUCCUUUGUAUAAACAACCCCUUGUGGGGAAGAACUGGAUUGUCCCAUUUCCAGUGGAAAGCUGUCACUGUCAGAGUGUAUUUUCCUAAAUAAUUAUCCCUGGGGAUCCCAUCCUGACUCCCUGAAAGCCAUCACCUCCCACACCCACAGGGAAUCCUGCUGAAAAUGAGGGAAUUCUGCCCAGUCCCCAAGAGAUCUUGAGGCAUCAAGGAAUGGGAAUUCUCAUCUGUAUUAGCCACUGGAAUUAGUGCUGGCCUUCAGUGGUGGGUCCAUAAUUCCUAUGGAAUUAAAGUCUGUGCAGACAAGUGGGAGUUUGUUCUUCCCAUCUUCUGCCACCCUGAGAUGCUCUGUGGAGCCUGAAGAGCUCCUGCAGAAAAUCUUUCUUAUCCAGGGCUUGUGUUGUUUCAACCCUUUGGCUCCCAGCUUGGUGUUUGUUUCAAGACAUUCCCACACAGAUUUUUCUACCAAGUUUGUUCUUUUAUUGCUACUGUACAGUUACAAAAAUACCCUGAAGUGGAAAAAAAGCAACUUCCAACAGCAGUGCAGUGCUUGGACUGGAACAGACAUUUUUAAAUUAACACACAAAAUAAACACAAGAAUAAUCCAAACACA